GCGACAAGAAGUAACCGUUGUCGCUGCAUACAAUGGUGUAGCUCGCGGUACUUGUGACAUUAGUACGAAAUGGGCACCACGGCGGUUUGUGCCGUGCUGCUAUUCGGUGCCAUAUUCGGGGUGUGCGUCUCCACCUCCCUCAGCAAGGCAUUGCGUUACCAAGCUCCGGACGAGUGCAAGUGGGUCGUGGUGGACAGCGGAUCUGACGACGACGUCGCUCUCGUCUGUCGUCUCAGGACCAUCAACAGCGAGCUGGAGAACACCAACUUCAGCGUAAUCCAACCCCAACACACGGUGCGGCUACGGCUCGAGUGCAGUGAUGCGCUAUUCUUUCAAAGUUCCCUGAGUGCCGGCAGUUUUAAACCACUUGUAGAACUCCGAGAACUCGUGAUAGAGUACUGCAAAAUUGGCAAUCUAUCCGAUGGAGCGUUCAAGGGACUCAAAGAACUCAGAAAUCUAACUGUGCGGACUCACAACACCGAUUGGUCCGCGAUGACUUUGGACGUCUCUCCAAACGCGUUUUCCGAAGAACUACGUCUGUUAGAACGGCUUGACCUCGGGGAAAACAAUAUGUGGAGUCUGCCCGAGGGUGUGUUCUGUCCUCUGUACUCACUCGAAGUGCUUAAUCUUACCAGAAAUCGCUUGAGAGACAUUUCUAGUUUUCAGUUCAGUGCAAGUGGUCCCUCCGAGAAAUGUGGUGCUAAUUUAAAGCUACUUGAUCUCUCACGCAACAACUUCGACCGAUUAGCGUCGAGCCAACUGUCCGGGCUGUCGAGACUGCAAAAAUUGUAUCUACAGGGUAACGGUCUGUCUCAUUUGGCAGAUCGUGCACUCGAAGGACUGAUCGCCCUGAACAUUCUUAAACUCUCCGAUAAUCGGCUUGUUAACUUACCCCCGGAGCUGUUCGCGGACACGCGCGAUAUACGCGAAAUGUAUUUGCAGAACAAUUCGAUCAACGUGUUGGCACCGGGAUUAUUCAGUGAACUUACUCAACUACUAGUUUUGGACUUGUCACACAAUGAACUGACUGCUGAUUGGAUAAACACAUCUACGUUUGCCGGGCUUGUCCGUCUGGUUGUUUUGGAUAUUUCUUACAACAGAAUCGGAAAAUUAGAACAAUCCGUCUUCAGAGAACUGUACAGUCUGCAGAUCUUGCGUUUAAACGACAAUUCCAUUGAGCACAUUCCAGGGAACAUAUUUUCCGACUUGUAUAAUCUGCAUACACUGAUAAUUUCAAACAAUCGACUAACAAGAAUCGAAUCAAAUACUUUUAAUGGAUUGUAUGUCUUGUCUUUGUUAUCAGUAGAUAACAACAAAAUUUCUUGGAUACAUCCCGAAGCUUUGAAAAACUGCUCCAGCUUACAAGACCUCCAUCUCAAUGGUAACAAACUAGUUCAAGUUCCAGAUGUUUUAAACAACGUUCCUAUGCUGAAAACACUAGAUUUGGGUGAAAAUCUCAUUGAUACGAUCACAAACGAGACUUUUGGAGAUUUAAAACAGAUGUUUGGAUUGAGACUUACUGAAAAUAACAUAGGAAAUAUAACGAAGGGCGUAUUCGACAGGAUGCAAUCUUUAAAAAUAUUAAACCUUUCUAGAAACAAAAUACAAAAGGUGGCACCCGGGUCAUUUGAACUCAACGUUAAUCUGCAGGCAAUUAGACUGGAUGGCAAUUAUUUGACAGAUAUAGACGAGUUAUUCGCUAAAUUGCCGAGUCUGGUAUGGUUGAACAUCUCAGACAAUCAACUGAAGUGGUUUGAUUAUGCGCUGAUUCCCACCGGGCUGCAGUGGCUCGACAUCCACUCGAAUCAGAUUGAAGAGUUGGGUAAUUAUUUCGAGAUUGAAUCGACUUUAUCGUUGAGCACCUUCGAUGCAAGUUCGAACAAAUUAAACGAAAUCACCGGCAGUGCGAUACCGAACAGCGUGGAAGUAUUGUUCCUCAAUGACAAUUUAAUUUCGAAAGUGCAGUCGUACACAUUCUUCAAAAAACCCAAUUUAACACGUGUCGACCUGUUCGGAAACAAAAUCUCCAGCCUGGAUCCAAAUUCACUGCGAAUAUCGACAGUACCUCCAGACAAACCGCUACCUGAAUUCUAUAUCGGCGGAAAUCCGUACCAGUGCGACUGCACGAUGGAAUGGUUGCAGAAAGUCAAUGUGGGUAACCGUGCGCGUACUCAGCCAAAGCUCGUUGACCUGGAGAGCAUAAACUGCCAGCUUCUCUAUAACCGAGGCCGUUCGCACGUCCCCCUCGUGGAAGCGGCCCCUUAUCAGUUCCUAUGCACAUAUGAAACUCACUGUUUCGCACUGUGCCAUUGUUGCGAUUUUGAUGCCUGCGACUGCGAAAUGACCUGUCCGACGAAUUGCACCUGCUAUCACGACCAGUCCUGGUCAGCGAACGUGGUGGAUUGUUCAUCCAGCGGAUACGUGACAAAGCUCCCGGAACAGAUCCCAAUGGAUGCCACGCAGUUGUAUUUGGACGGAAACGAUUUGAGAUCAUUGAGCAGCCAUGCGUUUAUCGGCCGCAAACGACUGAAAAUUUUGUUCCUGAACAAUUCAAACAUCGAGACAAUACAAAACCGCACGUUCAACGGUUUAAAAGAACUAGAAGUGCUCCACUUAGAUGGCAAUCGGCUCGUUGAACUCCACGGUUAUGAGUUCGAAGGAUUGGAAGGCCUACGCGAGCUGUUCUUGCAAAAUAACAGAAUAUCUUUUAUUAGCAACUCAAGUUUCAACGGUCUGCGACAGUUACGGGUGUUGAAAAUCGAUCACAAUAGACUGAACAAAUACAACUUGUGGAUUUUGCCGUCGACGUUAAUUGAAGUCACAAUUGCAUAUAAUCCUUGGUCCUGCGACUGUGAAUUUACUGAAAGAAUGCGCGAGUGGGUAAUACGAGGUGAUGCCGUGAUAGAUUCGAACAAUAUCAGAUGCAUUUAUAACACAUCGGACAUUAACUAUUACAGUGAACAAAUUUACGUGGACAAUCCGGAAUUGGGUUUCUAUAUUGUGCAAGAAAACGGUACAAGUUGUACCGGAGGUGCUAGCAUAGACAAUAGCAUAAACGGAAACUUAACAGCGACAAAAACCAUAAUACAGCGACAGGUCAUCCAAGACUAUUUGCCGCUUUUGGUUGUUACUUUGGCUGUGUUCGCCGUAAUAGUGGUCAUUACUUUGAUCUUGUUCAUAUUCCGCCAAGAAGUGCGCGUUUGGUGUCACGCAAAGUUCGGAGUGCGACUAUUCCAAAGGUCAUCAGACUUGGAUCGUGACGACCGCGACAAACUGUUCGAUGCCUUCGUGAGUUACAGUUCUAAAGACGAGGCUUGGGUCGCAGAAGUGUUGGCUCCGGCUUUAGAGCCCAAUUACAAAUUGUGUUUACACUACAGAGACUUUCCCGUAGGCGCUUUCCUCGCCGAUACCAUUGUGCAAGCCGUAGAAUCUUCAAAACGGACUAUCAUGAUUUUGUCUGAAAACUUCAUUAAAUCAGAGUGGUGCCGGUUUGAAUUCAAAUCAGCUCAUCACCAGGUGCUUAGAGAUCGUCGCAGACGUCUGAUUGUGGUACUUCUCGGCGAAGUUCCCCAAAAAGACUUGGAUCCUGACAUAAGACUGUAUUUGAAGACCAAUUUUUAUCUACAAUGGGGCGAUAAGAUGUUUUGGGAAAAACUCAAGUACGCUUUGCCCGACGUCCACAUAAACCAGCGUCACCACGGCUCCAUACGGGGCCCUCAUGUGCACCAUCACGUUCACAGACAUAGUGCACGGGGCCAAGCACCGAAUCCUCCGGGUAGCGGGCAGAGGACUGUGGCAAUCCACAUAUGACAGUGACUGAAUUAGUGUGAAUAAAUUCCCUUUUUUUAAAUUAAAAAUCCUAAUGUCAGCAAAUUGUGAUACUACGUAAUUAAACAGACUGUGAGUGCAAUGUGAGUGUCGGAUGUGAUAUAGUCAAGCUCGGAAAUGUGUGAAUGUAGCCGAAAAUCGAACUGAAUGGAUCUGGAUUGUAUGACUGAAGAGCCGAGCUACUCCGACGACGAUGCCGGAGUCUAACUUUUAAAACUGAUGUAAAUACGGACUUGUAUAGUUAAGUAUAGUCAAAAAACAUUUGUAAAACCUGCUUGUAAAUAUUUAUAUAUUUUUAUUCUUUCAUAUUUAUUAUUGUAGUUCCAUUUUUUCACUUGCCAAUUGUAAAUAUCUAUCAAAACUAUCCGUACGUGACAUUAUUGUAAAGUAUAACUUAGAAAUGCCUUUACUCAGUGAUUUUAAAUAAAACAGAAUAUUGAA
Molecule: messenger RNA, 4269 nt
Organism: Aethina tumida (small hive beetle)
Lineage: Eukaryota; Metazoa; Arthropoda; Insecta; Coleoptera; Nitidulidae
Gene: Tollo
Product: toll-like receptor Tollo
Exons: 1
Coding region: 70-3810 (1246 amino acids)
Biological process (GO): signal transduction
Molecular function (GO): protein binding
Source: RefSeq, a predicted model, not a curated record